Triplophysa rosa is the source of this 2229-nucleotide messenger RNA. Its product is annotated as zona pellucida-like domain-containing protein 1. Lineage: Eukaryota; Metazoa; Chordata; Actinopteri; Cypriniformes; Nemacheilidae. Gene Ontology annotation, cellular component: cell surface. The coding region runs from base 136 to 1317 and encodes 393 amino acids. The transcript has 10 exons. The record is from RefSeq and is a predicted model, not a curated record.
UUGAGGAUCUUACUAGAAACAGCAGGGAUACUUUCACAGGCUCUACAGGCAUUAGGGGCAUUCUGGUCUUCAGAUAGGGGCUCAGCUUGUUCGAUCAUUAUUUUUGGUUUGGUUUGACGUUGAUGAAGGACUGGCAUGGCUCUAUUCAGCCUCUUCAUUUUGACUACGCUCAUACAAGGCCACAUGACACUUUCUAUAGCCGACUGUGGAUCUCAAUACAGACGCCCAGAGUACACCGACAUCGCAGUGUCUUGCGGGACCGAGUCUAUUAAUUUGGCCAUCCAGGUUUGCCCAGUCAUUUACACAGGAUAUAAUGAGACCUUGUUGAUUUUGAACCAAAUGAUAAGUGACCCGCUGUGUCGAGGAACCCUGGAUGCGACUGUCAGUCCUCCAGUGGUGCGCUACAGUUUCCCCGUCAGGCAAGCGGACGCUUGUGGCAGCGUCUUCCUGACCACCAGCGCCCGAGGCACCGGUGCAUUCUCGGACUUCUCUAAUAUCCAGACGGUUAACAUCAGCGGGGUGGUCCGAUCUAUCGACCCCACAUUGGGAACCGUGACUUACAAUGCUGAGCUGAAAUAUUUUUAUUCGUGUGCAUAUCCACUCGAAUACCUGAUCAACAAUACACAAGUUGAUGUGUCGUCGUCCUCCAUUGCAGUAAAGGAUAACAACGGUAGCUUCAUUAGCACUUUAAGCAUGCGGCUCUUCAGAGAUGUGAAUUACACUUCUCCGCUGGUUAUGUCAUCUCUGGGUAUUGAGCUCAGAACUAGAAUCUAUGUGCAAGUUAUUGCAGCGAACCUGACCUCACAGUAUCACGUUCUGCUAGAUCGAUGCUAUGCCUCCAUCUCAGCCCUGCCCUCCAAUUCAACCUUUUUCAAUCUCUUUGUCCCGUGCUCGAGGGAUCAGCUGACCACCAUGCUGGAGAACGGUGACAGCCAGAAAGCUCGCUUCAGCUUCCCGGCCUUCCGUUUUAUUGAGCAGCAGAACCAGACCAUCUCCACCUACUACCUCCACUGCAUCACCAGACUGUGUGAACGCGCCACCUGCACCCAGUUCAAGCAAUGCAGGAGGAGACGAGACACACAAACCACGACAAUAAAAGAUGGAGUUUCAGAUACCACCCUCAUCACCUCAGGACCUAUUAAGACUCUAGCAGAAACCCCUCUUACCUCGAAUGAAGCCCUGGCCAGUACUCAGAAGGACAGUCGAAAUGGCGCCUCGGUAGGACUGGGUGUCGCUCUGGCUGUUUUGGUCAUUGUAGGCACUGUUGCGGCCCUCAUUGCUGUGUCAUUUUAUCGCAAACUCAGGAGGCUACGCUAACUGCCAAGAGUCCCAGAGCUCUUUUAUGUAGUAUAAAACAGUGCUGGUGGAGGUGGGAACACAUGCUAUUGCCUUGCCAUGUCUGACUUUCAGCGUCAAACGAUUUUCAGAGAACAAGAUUGAAAGGUUAAAACUGCUUUAUUUAAGAUAAAAGUAGCAGUUGAGUACUAUGCUGUAGUUCUGGAUUAAAGAAAAUAUAUUGGGUUGAUAGAGAAUAUUUUACUGAAUGAAUUAUUUUAUUUACAUUUAAAUAUAUACUGAUGUACUUCAUAUUAUAUAUAGUGUGUCAACAGAGCUACUUUUUAAUAAAACACAUGUAGUCUGAAGGGUUUUAGGUAAGAAAGAGGAUUUGAAAUGAAACAAAGGCAUUUUUAAAGUGGCGAGUGACCUGUUCUAAGUUUUCUUACAGUAGUGAUACUAUUACUCAGGGUUUUAGGAUUGACUGCUUUAAAAACAAUAAGAGGAAAUAUGCUUCGUAAAGUUAUUGUAAGUGCUGCAUGAAGAGCCCUGCUUUGAUUUAGUAAACUUGUAUCUAUUAAUAUGGAGGGAAAGUGCAAUUUUGCAAUGGGGAUUGUAGGCAUGCUUUUGGAUGCUUCAGCAAAUGUAACAUUCAAGAAUAAAAUCUGGCAAUUGAACCUGUGGAACCUGUUUGCUUGUAGGAUUGUGAGGUGUCUUGUUAUGCUAACGCUGAACACCACUAGGGGGAGCCUCAUCUCUUUAUGGGAAAACGAACAACACAUUGGUUUGAAAUUUUAGAAAGAGACAAAAAUCUUGGCUAAACAAUUAAUACGGACUAAAAACACAAUUUUUUGUGGCAUGCAAGUGUUUUUAAUUUUAAUACUUCUUGUUUUAAUUAUUUUACUACCCUAUUAACCAAAAACGCCGUUUACAUAGGAAUUUCUUUGUAUUUCU